UCAUUUUAUUUUUCUACAAGGAAUGUGUGAAAUUUAAAACAUAUGCUUGUUUUGUUUAUCAAAUAGGUUUCUUAGAUGAAAAAUUAGGCGAGAAAAUGUUUGAAGAUGGUACGCAUUGGUAGUUUGAAGAAAGUAUGUAACUAUUUACCGGGGAGACAUCUGCUGACGACGUGGUUGUUUUCGAUAUGGGUGCAUUUCGUGCUGCUGAUCGGCGUCAUGGACCUCAACAGGCACGAAGUGCCGGUGAGCCCGGCGACAGUUUCAUCACCGAGAGAUGUGAAGUCUUCGGCAAAAGACAGCCCGGUACGAAGAUUGGUCGUUUUCCACGUCGACGGCCUCGCCCCUCUUCGGUUCUCGGCUCACAUUGACCAACAACCGAAGCUGACGGCGAUCGUGGCGAGAAAGGGCUCGUGGGGAAUCACUAAAUCGCCUUCUUAUAUCACAAAACGUCAAAAGAUGCUAUCCACAUUCACAGGCUCAUAUUGGGCAAAAGGUGUAGGAAUUUUGGAACAGUCCGGCUCUGUUUAUUUCGUCGGCGAUCCGAAGACUGCAGAAUGGCUGACACCUCUGGGAAAUAAGCUGCGGGCUUUUACCUGGCAAGAACCAUCUUGGGACAAAUACAGCUACAUGUCAGACGACAAAGCUGCCGACGAGUGGGUGCAGAAACAGACACUGGCGUUGUUAAAUACAAAAACCUUCCCUGAAAUCAACCGCGAUAAGGCUGUUAUUAUGAUAAGAUUCGUCGGACAUGAUAUGUCUGGGGAGCUCGAAGGCGAAAACUCCUUGAGGGCGAAGGAUGCUCUUGUUCGGAUAUUAGCCAUGAUCACGAAUAUAAUAACAGUCGCUGAGGAUAAAUGGAACGACCAGAGGACGACGUUCGCAAUACUUUCGGAUAGUAACGAAUCGCCGAUUGUGACAUGGGGUCCGGCGAUUUCGUCCGCACUAGUGCCCGAGCCGAAUCCAUCGAACAUCAACUGGAAAUCUCCUUACACGAAGAGAAGGGACAUGGACAGGCGAUCCGUGGCACCCCUGCUAGCCUGCAUUCUCGACGUCGAACCGCCGAUCGAUUCCGUGGCGGGUCUUCCGAUCGACUUCCUCGAAGAAAAGCCGAGGAUGAAAGCACAAUGCUCCUCAAAAACGGCCACUCAGAUUAUGAAAUUGUUCCUGGAAACAGCCAAGCAUCACCAAAGCUACGGUAGGAUUAAACUCACGACUCUUUGGACCUCAAUAACACAAAAGAGCGCUAUCAAAAUGUCCGAUAUUAUCGACGGCGCUUAUGAAGAUGGAGAUUAUCUCGGUGUUAUUGCUGCGUCGAAGAUACUCACGGACAGAUGUUUACGUGGAAUGCACUACUAUGGAGAGUUCAAAAGGAAGUUUAGCACAUAUCUUCUUUUGCUGACCGUGCUAGGAUGGACUUUCGCCUGUGCCACUUGGCUCUGUCCCAGACUAGACAUAGACUUAGGCCCUGCGGAAAAUGGUCCGAAGACGGUUGUGUACUGCAGGCCCAGGGUUAUUUUCGACAUAGUGAUGGCUUUGGUUUCCACCGGGUUAAUAGUAGUAUGCUGCUUCGACGGUCUGCCUUGGCGAUUCCAUUCAUACCUCUUGACACCUUGUUUUAUCUGGUGGACAGCAUUGAGGGACUCUCAGUACUGGAUGAAAGUUUAUAAAUGCUCCAUGCACCCAGAAGCCAUGAGUUUCGUGAGCGGCAUAUACGUAGCUUUCGCCGGGAUCUGCUGGUCUAUAAUAAGCGAUAGACUAUCGUUGUCGCUUCUUCUUGUCGGGACACUAACCUUCUCGUCGUUCUUUUCGAUGAUGAAGACCAAAUCCGUCCGCCUUAAGAUUUGGCUGCUCACGUCGAUUCCGUUCAUUGUGCUCUUGCAUGACAGAGCGAACGAGAUAGACGAAGAUUCCGGCCUUACGCACGUCAUGUCCGCUGUCGCUUGGAUCUGCGCGGUUUCCUUCAUAUCAAAAAUAGCCUCGGCGAAACUGGGCGACUCGCCGAUUUUGGUAGCAAACGUCAUAUCCCUCAUAGCCAUAUUGUUCAAAGGAACGUCAGGAAUGGCCCCCGCGUCAUAUCAUCUAGCUUGGCUUGUAGCAUUGUUCUUACCGUUGAUUGGAAGUUGCAAUAUCAUAAUGAGACUCUGCCAGAUUUUUUUCUCUCUUUGCACACCGUUCUUCCUGUUGUCUACCGGUAGCGAACCUUUGUCCCUUCUAGGUCUAUUGUUUCAUGCGUCGACCUGGUACCUGGCGGAAUGUUAUUCCAACUGCGAGAACUCCGAGAUACUCAAAGCCGAGCUGUCCGAAGGAGAUGAGGGGACAAGAAAAUUCGGUACUAACGAUUCCAGGCGUGUCUUCUUCUACAUGGUGUACGUGAUACUCGCGACGUCGGCAGUCAGGAUAACAGACAAUUUGAUCGUUUACAACGGAGACUUUACCAAACUGGACGAACAGAUUGUUAGCGUAACAUGGUGGGCGAAGGGCUUCGUGCCGAUCCUGUGCAUCAGCUGUCUGCUCAUACUGCUGUGGAAGAAGAGCAACGGAGACGAACUGGCCCUAGGCCUCGCGGUCUUGUUCAUGUGCAGCCUUAUGAGUUUCUUGUUCCUGUUCAUGGUUCUGGCAGGAGGCGAAGAGCAGAACAAGCUGCAGUGGUCCGUAUCGCACUACUUCGCAGGGCAAUAUAUCUCGAUCGUCACAAUUUUGUCUCUACCAGCAUCUUACGUCCUCACCGUGCCGUCCAUAUUGAGCAAGUACAUUUCCUCCCCUUACAACCAACCUGCGCACACAUCCUAAAAGUAAUAAAUGUUUUUUGCACAUUGUACGAAAAUUA
Molecule: messenger RNA, 2827 nt
Organism: Cimex lectularius (bed bug)
Lineage: Eukaryota; Metazoa; Arthropoda; Insecta; Hemiptera; Cimicidae
Product: GPI ethanolamine phosphate transferase 1-like
Exons: 8
Coding region: 106-2790 (894 amino acids)
Biological process (GO): GPI anchor biosynthetic process
Cellular component (GO): endoplasmic reticulum membrane
Molecular function (GO): mannose-ethanolamine phosphotransferase activity
Source: RefSeq, a predicted model, not a curated record